GGCGGUGACGGAGCGAGGAGGCCGGCGCCGGUUCAGAGCAGUCGCAUCCGGAGGGGGCAGGCAGGGCCUGGCAGCUGCGGCAGGGAACCAGGGCGGUAGCCGGGAGGGGAGAGCGGGCGCGGAGGAGCAGGGCUCGGGCCGCGCCGCUGUGUGUCCGCGGGCGGCCGGGAUGGAUCACCACCAGCCCGCCAGCCGCUACCAAGUGAGGUCUUGCGUUUUGAUCCACCUGUUAUAAAAAGGGGAGAGGGCUGCUGAUAGUUCUUCAUAUGGGCUCCUUCCUUCUGAAAUACCCCAUUGCUCCAAGGUCUGAAAUAACCUUCUUGGCAUACUGUAAAGCCCAUCUGAGCAGAAUUGGCAGAGGAUGGAAGUUGCUGAAAGUCUAAUUCAUAUGCUUCACAAUGAAGAUGAUCCUGCAGAGUCAACUAUUGAGGAGCCAUCCACUUCUACAGAGACUGCACAAAAUUUUCAACCAGCAGCUUUAUCUGAAGCAGAUGUUUCUCCUCCACCUUAUUGUAGUAUUGCUGUAGAAGCAGCUGCAACCUCAGAAGCACAUAAUGAAUUUUAUCCUGUACCACCUCCAUAUAGCGUAGCUACCUCUCUUCCUACUUAUGAUGAAGCAGAGAAAGCCAAAGCUGCAGCAAUGGCAGCUGCUGCAGCAGAAACUGCCCAAAGACACGGCCAGUUUAGGGAGUCUAGGAGUCUGUUUGAUGAAAUAUUCCUCAGUCCACCAGAGGAAGAAGAAUAUCCACCUCGAGAUGACUUCAGUGAUGCAGAUCAACUUAGAGUUGGCAAUGAUGGCAUCUUCAUGUUGGCAUUUUUCAUGGCAUUUAUUUUCAACUGGAUUGGAUUUUGUUUAUCCUUCUGUAUAACUAACACCAUAGCAGGAAGGUAUGGUGCAAUCUGUGGAUUUGGCCUAUCGCUGAUCAAAUGGAUUCUCAUUGUACGGUUCUCAGACUACUUUACUGGAUAUUUCAAUGGACAGUACUGGCUUUGGUGGAUAUUUCUUGUACUUGGUCUCCUCCUGUUCUUCCGAGGGUUUGUCAAUUACCUUAAAGUCAGAAACAUGUCUGAAAGCAUGGCAGCUGCUCAUAGAACAAGAUUUUUCUUCUUGUAUUAGAGACUGCAUCAACCAGACAUUCCUUUCCUUUACCAAUGUGAAAUUUCCAGAUGAUCAGUAACCCUCCAAGUUAAUAAGAUAGAAGACUACUAAAAACAGAAGACAAAGUUUUGAAGAAAAGAUACAGCUUCUAAAAUGAAUGACAGGGUGGUUUUUGCUUAAGUGCCAGUUCUGUUCAUUCUAGUAAAUAUUUAUAUUAAGUGUUGCCUUUGUUUUUGCACAUUUGCAUAUGUGCUAACUAAAGGAUAGGAUUGAAAUGAAAACAAACCAUACAUACAGUCUAAUUAUAGAGCUUAAGUACAGUCAGACUUGGUUAAUCUGUGUUUGUUGUUUGUGAAAGCUUUAAGUGGCAGUUUGUCUCAUAGCAUGUUUGUGCCAUUGUCUUGUUGAUAUGAAAUUAAAUUGAAAGUAAAAAUGGAAUACAGUAAAUGAUUCAGAUUAACCAGGUCAGACUUAUAGUUAGUUUUUUUUAAUAUAAUUUAGGUUCAUCUAAUGAUUGUGCAACAUGCAACCUUUUUGUUAUAAAGUUUACUAAAACUUGCAGCUUCUGAUCAUAAUAAACCUGUAUUGAUCGGCUUUUAUGAAACUCUCUGACCAAAAUAUCAAUUGAUUUAAAAAUGAAAUACCCCUUCUAGCUCCUAUGUAAAUAACUAUUCAUAGAUUACUGUUUAGAUUGCUUCUUAGGAAUUAUGUCAAAAUUUUAUUUGUAACUACAGUAUUUUCUCAUUCACUGUAAAUUGUUUAAUCUUAAUAUGGACAAUAUAUAUACACACUUUUUUUUGCUAAUUUGGAUGUUAAAGUGUAAUUUUAUUUUGGGUAAUUCUAAAAGAGGGUAAAAACUUUAAAUGUCCAUCUGAACAAUUUACUUUUUUCACAGUAUGAUUUGAAUAACUAAUUUGGGCCUGAUCCUGAAAACCCUUUCUCAUAUGGAAAGUCCCAUUAAAAGGGACAGACAGCGCUACUUUCACAAGCAAGUAUUGGGACAUCAGGCCUGAUUCUGUAAUUGGAUCCAUGUAGUUGGGCCUCUACUUCUGCAUAGGUGCAAUUGCAAUCAGUUCCUUGGUUUGUAACAUUGAUCAUCUUACUUAAGAAGGUUUGUGUUUAUAUAAACACAAUCUGUUUUAUUUAAAUUUCUCAAAAGGGCUUUUAUAGCUGUCUUACCAUGCUUGUUUAGAAUAAAUACUCCAAUGUUACAUAAGAAUGAAGCUGAUGAGUACAUUUUUAUUGUCACUUUGGAAAUAACUUUUUUCUUUAUGGGUGUUUUUAUUUGUUAAGGUUGUACUAGCAAAAAUAGGAACAAUGGGCUCUUGAUAGUAUUUACUUUAAAGUAGUGGUAUUAUUCUAAAAUAUAUCAUCUCUAGAAGGGUGCAUUCUCCUGUUCAUACACAUACAUAACUACCACUAAUGUCUGUGAGACUUAUGAUUCUGACACAAUGGGAGAAUAGACCUCUUAAUUCUUUACUACAACUGGAAUCUCAGUUAAAACCAGUAAUCAAUAUAUUUUUGCAUCUUUGAAAAACAUUUUAUUUUCUUUUUUUGUAUUGGAGUUUUGCUUUAAUGCUAACAUUAAAAGAAUGAGAUUUAUGUUGUCUUAAGUUAGUGCUAUAUUCAAUUUUGUAUCUAUACUGAAUGUUUUAAAAAAUGCAUAUGUAAACUGGUCACAUUGUUCAUUUAUUCUUAAUCUUUCAAAACUACAUAAAAGGUAAAUGAUCAUGGACUAACACUUCAGGGGAAAACUCUUCUUCUUUCCAGCCUUUCCUGAAAAAAAUAAAAUAAAAUUCAUUAUGUUUAAUAGUUGA
Molecule: messenger RNA, 2916 nt
Organism: Gopherus flavomarginatus (Mexican gopher tortoise)
Lineage: Eukaryota; Metazoa; Chordata; Testudines; Testudinidae
Gene: NDFIP2
Product: Nedd4 family interacting protein 2
Exons: 10
Coding region: 362-1117 (251 amino acids)
Biological process (GO): ubiquitin-dependent protein catabolic process; vacuolar transport; metal ion transport
Cellular component (GO): Golgi apparatus; perinuclear region of cytoplasm; endoplasmic reticulum
Molecular function (GO): WW domain binding
Source: RefSeq, a predicted model, not a curated record